AUGAGCAGCGCCGAGAUGGGCAAGUUCAACAUCUCCCCCGACGAGGACAGCAGCAGCUACAGCUCCAACAGCAACGACUUCAGCUACCCCUACCCCACCAAGCCGACCGCCAUGAAGAGCCACUAUGCGGAUAUUGAUCCAGAAAAUCAAAAUUUCUUGCUCGACUCCAAUCUUGGAAAGAAGAAAUAUGAAACUCAGUAUCAUCCGGGUACUACUUCCUUUGGAAUGUCAGUAUUUAAUCUGAGCAAUGCUAUUGUGGGUAGUGGCAUCCUUGGUCUUUCUUAUGCCAUGGCUAACACUGGAAUUGCUCUUUUUGUGAUACUCCUCCUGUUUGUGUCAAUAUUUUCUUUGUAUUCAGUGCAUCUCCUUUUGAAGACUGCCAAUGAAGGAGGAUCUUUGUUGUAUGAACAGUUGGGAAUGAAGGCAUUUGGUAUGGCUGGAAAACUUGCUGCUUCUGGAUCAAUUACAAUGCAGAACAUUGGAGCUAUGUCAAGCUACCUCUUCAUAGUGAAAUAUGAGUUACCAUUGGUCAUCAAGACAUUUAUGAACAUCGAAGAGACCACAGGAGAAUGGUAUCUUAAUGGUGAUUAUUUAGUGCUGCUGGUGUCUGUCAUCCUCAUUCUUCCCCUGUCCUUACUGAAAAAUUUAGGAUAUUUGGGCUAUACCAGCGGCUUUUCGUUACUUUGCAUGGUCUUCUUUCUGAUUGUUGUAAUUUGGAAGAUGUUUCAGAUUCCUUGUCCUAUGGACAGUGACAUUAUGAACAUGACAUUAAUAAAUGUGACACUGGCACCUUUGGUAGAUGAAAACAUAACAAGUGAUGAUUUGUGCAAGCCAAAGUACUUCAUCUUCAAUUCACAGACUGUCUAUGCUGUCCCAAUCCUAACAUUUUCUUUUGUCUGCCAUCCUGCAAUUCUUCCUAUCUAUGAAGAACUCAAAAGCCGAAGCCGUAAAAGAAUGAUGAAUGUGUCCUAUGUAUCUUUUUUUGCCAUGUUCCUCAUGUAUUUAUUGGCUGCUCUCUUUGGAUACCUGACGUUUUAUGGAAAAGUUGAACCAGAACUGCUUCAUACCUACUCUGCUUAUCUGGGUGCUGAUGUUCUUCUUCUUAUUGUGCGUCUCGCUGUACUUAUGGCUGUAACCCUUACUGUACCUGUAGUUAUUUUCCCAAUACGCAGUUCCAUUACCCAGCUGUUGUGGGCAGGGAAGGAGUUUAGAUGGUGGCGUCACUGUUCCAUUACAGUUGCUCUUCUGGGGUUUACCAACAUGCUUGUUAUCUUUGUCCCUACUAUCCGAGACAUCUUCGGAUUCAUUGGUGCAUCUGCGGCUGCCAUGCUGAUCUUUAUACUUCCUUCUGCCUUCUAUAUCAAAUUAGUGAAGAAGGAACCAAUGAAGUCAGUGCAAAAGAUUGGGGCUGCGUUCUUCUUUCUAAGUGGUAUACUUGUGAUGACUGGGUGUAUGACACUGAUUAUUCUAGACUGGACCCAGAACGUUGCAUCUGAUGGCCAUUAACUGUCCUGGUUUAAUCUCUAAUACUCCACUUCAAAUGCCAGUGUUCACUCAGAUACCUACUGAGAACGAAAAUGAGCUAUUCAGCUUCCUUCAAAAUGCAGAUUCUUUGUUGAUGGUUCUUCUGAUUGUAGAAUACGCAAACUCUGUCUUUAAGAAACUGUUCUGCGUGAUGGAAGUGGAUAUUUAAAUCAAACCACGUGAGUGUCUGGCUGAAGGAAGUGACAACUUUAUUCCAUUCCAGAGAAUGGACAGAACUCGCUGUAGACUUUUAUCAAGCCAUGUUUGGCUUCCGUCAUUGUUACUUGGAUAUUUUGUUAUUUUACUUGAAUGUGCCUAAUGGAACCA
Fulmarus glacialis (Northern fulmar) is the source of this 1851-nucleotide messenger RNA. It is a transcript of the gene SLC38A2, whose product is annotated as solute carrier family 38, member 2. The transcript has 15 exons. Gene Ontology annotation, biological process: L-glutamine transport; amino acid transmembrane transport. Gene Ontology annotation, molecular function: L-glutamine transmembrane transporter activity. The record is from RefSeq and is a predicted model, not a curated record. Bases 1 to 1506 code for a protein of 501 amino acids. NCBI's taxonomy places the organism in Eukaryota, Metazoa, Chordata, Aves, Procellariiformes, Procellariidae.